AUGGCAGCAGCUGCCAUUACUAGUACCCUUUUCUCAGUGUUGCUAAUCAACAUUUGCUUAUUACUUGGCUCCGCUUUUGCCGAAGAUCCUUUUGUUAACUACGAAUUUGUAGUUUCCUACAUCACUGCUUCUCCGCUCGGAGUUCCUCAACAGGUAAUUGCUGUAAACGGCAAAUUCCCAGGCCCCACUAUUAAUGUGACAACCAACAACCAUCUUGUUGUCAAUGUGAGAAACAAAUUAGAUGAAAAUCUCCUACUCCACUGGUCUGGAAUACAGCAGAGGAGGAGUUCAUGGCAAGAUGGGGUACUCGGAACAAAUUGCCCAAUCCCUCCGAAAUGGAAUUGGACUUACCAAUUUCAAGUCAAGGACCAAAUUGGAAGUUUCUUUUACUUCCCUUCACUCAAUUUUCAGAGGGCUUCCGGCGGUUUCGGCAGCAUUAUCGUUAACAACAGACCGGUUAUCUCUAUCCCUUUCGACACCCCGUAUGGUGACAUCACUGUUGUCAUCGGUGACUGGUACACGCAGAAUCACACGGCAUUGCGGAAAACUCUUAAUGCGGGUAAAGAACUUGGGAUGCCGGAUGGUGUUCUUGUUAAUGGCAAAGGACCUUACAGAUAUAAUGACACUCUUGUCCCUGCUGGCAUUGACCAUGAAAAAAUUACGGUCGAACCAGGCAAGACUUACAGGAUUCGAGUGAGCAAUGUUGGAAUAUCGACGAGUUUGAACUUCAGAAUACAGAGCCACAACUUGCUACUAACAGAAACAGAGGGGUCUUACACUGUACAGCAAAACUACACUAGCUUAGAUAUUCACGUCGGACAAUCGUAUUCUUUUUUGUUGACAACUGAUCAAAAUGCGAGCAGCGAUUAUUACAUUGUUGCAAGUGCAAGAUUCGUUAAUGAAACUACCUGGCAGAGAGUGACAGGUGUCGCCGUUCUGCACUACACUAAUUCGAAAGGAAAGGCAUCUGGUCCUCUUCCCGAUCCACCUCAAGACCAAUUCGACAGAACCUAUUCCAUGAACCAGGCUAGAUCUAUCAGGUGGAAUGUGUCGGCUAGUGGUGCUCGCCCAAAUCCUCAAGGUUCAUUUAGAUACGGUUCGAUUAAUGUGACUGAAGUAUACGUUCUGGAAAACAAACCGCCAGUGACUAUUGACGGAAAACGGAGAAGUACUUUGAGUGGAAUUUCGUUUGCGAAUCCAGCUACACCUAUAAGGCUUGCUGAUGAAUAUAAAGUGAAGGGUGUUUACAAACUCGACUUUCCAACUCGUCCACUGACAGGUGCACCACGGAUAGGUACAUCGGUGAUUAACGGUACUUACAGAGGAUUUAUGGAAGUUAUAUUGCAGAACAACGAGACUAAGAUGCAUACCUAUCACAUGAGCGGAUACGCCUUUUUUGUUGUCGGCAUGGACUAUGGUGUGUGGACCGAGAAUAGCAGGGGCACGUACAACAAGUGGGAUGGGGUUGCUCGCUCUACAACACAAGUAUAUCCCGGGGCGUGGACUGCAAUAUUGAUAUCAUUGGACAAUGUGGGAGUUUGGAACCUGAGAACGGAAAACCUCGACUCAUGGUAUUUAGGACAAGAGACGUAUGUGCGCGUUGUUAAUCCAGAGCCCAAUAACAAGACGGAGUUUCCAAUGCCGGACAAUGCACUCUUCUGUGGCUCUCUUAGCAAACUCCAGAAGCCACAGGACACGUCUUUUGCAACCUCGAUCAAAUACUGUGGGCUUAACUUGGUCUACACCUCGAUGCUGAUGGUGUCUGCUUUGAUUUCGAUGUUCUAUUGAUAAGUUGAAAUUGGUCUUGCCUGCUUUAUUGUUUUGUCGGAGCGGGAGCCUGUUUGCAUUGUGCCCUUUUUUGCUUACUGAGGAUUGGUGAUGGUGCAUGUGUGAUUCUAGUAUAAAUUGAUAUGAAUUUUUAGCCAAUUUUUUUUUUCUAAGUUAUUUGGAAUUAUCAUUCUUUCAUCACUUUUUAACUAUAUGUAAUGUCUGAGGAUUCAUCAAUUUUUUUUUUCUUUUCCAUUUAACUUGUCUUGUUGCUGCA
Molecule: messenger RNA, 2044 nt
Organism: Erythranthe guttata (spotted monkey flower)
Lineage: Eukaryota; Viridiplantae; Streptophyta; Magnoliopsida; Lamiales; Phrymaceae
Source: RefSeq, a predicted model, not a curated record